This is a messenger RNA of Peromyscus leucopus (white-footed mouse), 2261 nucleotides long. RefSeq names its product LSM12 homolog (gene Lsm12). Lineage: Eukaryota; Metazoa; Chordata; Mammalia; Rodentia; Cricetidae. The record is from RefSeq and is a predicted model, not a curated record. Bases 142 to 729 code for a protein of 195 amino acids. Gene Ontology annotation, molecular function: RNA binding. The transcript has 5 exons.
GCUCCCGCCCCACCCAGCGCCAGACCACGCCCCGGCGCGUGACGUCAGCACGCCCCGUGCGUCGCGGCGCGGCGCUUGCUGGGGGCCCGGCUUUCGCCCGCUGCUGCCGCCGCCGCCGCCGGCCGCGGCUGCUCUCCCAAGAUGGCGGCUCCUCCGGGCGAGUAUUUCAGCGUUGGGAGCCAGGUGUCGUGCCGGACGUGCCAGGAGCAGCGGCUGCAGGGCGAGGUGGUAGCCUUCGACUACCAGUCCAAAAUGCUGGCUCUAAAAUGUCCCUCUUCCAGUGGAAAGCCCAACCACGCAGACAUCUUGCUUAUAAAUUUACAGUAUGUUUCAGAAGUGGAAAUAAUUAAUGAUCGGACAGAAACCCCUCCUCCCCUAGCUUCACUCAAUGUUAGUAAGCUUGCCAGCAAAGCACGGACGGAGAAGGAGGAGAAGCUGAGCCAGGCCUAUGCAAUCAGCGCUGGCGUCUCCCUGGAGGGCCAGCAGCUCUUCCAGACCAUUCACAAGACCAUUAAAGACUGUAAAUGGCAAGAAAAAAACAUCGUAGUCAUGGAAGAAGUUGUUAUUACACCCCCAUAUCAAGUGGAAAACUGUAAAGGCAAGGAGGGGAGCGCACUGAGCCAUGUACGAAAAAUAGUUGAAAAACAUUUUAGAGAUGUGGAAAGCCAAAAGAUACUGCAGCGUUCACAAGCCCAACAACCACAGAAGGAGGCUGCCCUGUCAUCCUGAGUCCGCAAACAUGGAGGACUCUUCCAGCAUCCAGCCACAGAGAUGGUGGUGGUGGCUUCGGCGGAGGCAGGCCGGGGGAGGGAAGGGAUCCUAUAUUUCCUGCUGACUCUUAUGAAAGAGUCAGUGUUUCAAAAAAACCUAGACUUGAACAAACACCCAACAAAAAAAGAACAAGAGAAUAAUUUAAAAGUUGAAUCAUUACUUGACUAACGGACUUCGGCUCACCAUGUCCUUUUCACGGCCCCUUCUGGAACAGUCAUCUUGUUAGUUUUAUUUUUUCAAGUUCCUUCCCACUGCCCUUCACCUGUCUUUCCUUUCCUAGUCUGUUCUGCCAUUUUGUUUUUCUAAGUGGAUAUACUUGCCUUCUGAAUGAUUGAAAGAAACUUUGACAUCUUUUCUUCCAAAAUAAAAGUAACAAGCUGACUGUGAUUCUGAAGUUGAGACCAGAGCAGAAGACAGAGGUCUCACUUUACAUUUUUCAUUUUUUUUCUUGACUUUUUUUUUUUUUCUUUUUUUGCACAGGGCAUGGCUUGAAUUAGUUUUAUUUUUCUUAACUUUAAAUAUAUAUAUGGAAAUAUAUAUUAAAAUGUUCUCUAAGUAUUUUCUGCUUCUUGCAGGUCUCUUUUUACUAGAUCAUGGCCACUCUUCCCACAUCAUCCCUCUGAAAACAAAAAUGUGUUGUCCUUUCUCCCACCCGGAGCCUGACGAUUAACUUGACUUAGUUCACAGUGAGGCCCUCCUGCAGCCCUGCAGAGCCAGUGUGCAGACAGGAUUUGACCUGAGGGUCCCGGGCCUUUCUGGUCUUUGACUGUGUGUACCUGUCUCACAUUUGGUCCCAACCUCAGGACUCCCUCUGCCUUUGUCUUCAUGGUACUAGACGAACUCUCUCUGUCCACUGGGAGUCGGCCACCCCUUCCCUGUGCCUCUGCAGGAGGGACUGACUGGCAUGGCACAUCUCAGCUCUUCCUCCUCUGGGCUGAUUUUCUCUUCUAAGAAACCUGGACUCGAUCUACCCUGACCUUCUUAAGUCUGUGUCCAGAGCCUCUAGCCCAGGAAAAGCUUGAAUAACCUCUAGUUUCUCUGCUACCAUCCUCCUACUCUUCUGCUCCCUCCUACCCCCGAAACCUUACAAGCUAAUGACAGUUUGUAUGUGCUCAGCCAAUGGGCAGAAAACCUGGAAAGAAUUUCUGGACUUUAGCCCACCAGUUUGCCUGGUUUGACUAACCUGCUGAGAGCCGAAACUGGUACUUGCUGCCCCUGCACCUCCAGGGUAGUCUCAUGGGGCAGAGUGCCACCACCUGAAUAUCAGGCACUGAGUGGGACGUGGGUGAUGCUCAUGUGACUGGCUAGAGCUUUGGGGGUAGGGUGGGGCUAAUUUUUUUGGCCAUGAUCUCUUUUCCCUUUUUUUUCUUUUUAAUUAAAUAAAUGGAUCAAAAUUAAAUAAUUCAAGCCCUGCCUUCAAAAUGGAAAAAACUUUUUUUUUUUUAGUAUUGUUUAGCAAAAACAAUAAACCCAAAUUUUUUUAACCAUCA